Prosopis cineraria is the source of this 1249-nucleotide messenger RNA. RefSeq names its product probable steroid-binding protein 3. The transcript is spliced from 2 exons. The record is from RefSeq and is a predicted model, not a curated record. The coding region runs from base 215 to 775 and encodes 186 amino acids. Gene Ontology annotation, cellular component: endomembrane system; membrane. NCBI's taxonomy places the organism in Eukaryota, Viridiplantae, Streptophyta, Magnoliopsida, Fabales, Fabaceae.
CACGGAAUGUCAACCGUCAAAUGGGUGGUGGGUAGGUGGGGCAAAUUAGGUGUCGUCGGCCCUUUCUUCCCCUAGCUGCUUCUAUUCCGAGAAGCCGAGAACUCUCGUCUCUUCUUCUCCAUCGCCAGCUUCAAUUCCGAUUUCCCAUACUUCUCGUUCCCCAAGGCUCCUUCACACAGUCACAGAGUAACCUAGAGCUUUAGCAAUCUGACAAAUGGGCGUACACUCGACGGUAAUGGAGGCGAUAACGUGCUACACAGGCCUAUCUCCUACGGCCUUCUUUACCAUUCUGGUUAUGAUGGUUAUGGUGUACCAAACGGUCUGCGGGAUGUUUGUUUCUCCUGAAGAUUACAAUAAGCCCCCAACCAUCACCGCUCCAAACAAUAUUGGGUUGGAUGGCGUGAACGUCGACGCUCCUGAACCGGUCCAAAUGGGAGAAAUGACUGAUCAGGAAUUGCGAACCUAUAAUGGCUCCGACCCCAAUAAACCUAUCUUAGUGUCAAUCAGAAGCCAGAUCUACGACGUGUCUGCUGGCAGGAAUUUCUAUGGACCUGGUGGACCGUACGCUAUGUUUGCCGGAAAGGAAUGCAGCAGAGCCCUUGCCCUCCUCUCUUUUAAACCGGAGGAUAUCAAUGGGAAUCUUGAAGGUUUGAGCGAGGAAGAGCUUGUAAUUUUAGAGGAUUGGGAAUAUAAAUUCAUUGAAAAAUAUGUGAAGGUUGGUCAACUUGUUCCUCAACAAAACACUCAGCCAAAUGAGCACCGGGGAGAAAUCUAAGGCAAACCUGUUGAUGAAUGCAAACCAGCAGAAUAAAAACCAUUUCAUUGUCACGGGGCUUCCAUUCGGUGCACUCAGUUGACACUGUAGAAUAUGACUGGUGUUUAUUGUAUAGAUUGUGUUGGGUAAUGACAGAAGGAUUAUUGUUCUUUUGAAGGCUGAGUGAUGGUUUUGGACGGUGAGAUAUAUUAAAGGGGAAAUUACAUCCAAGGACCACUCAAACAGACUAUUCACAGAGAAGGACCAAUACAAAAUGUAUUGUUGUUUAAAUGAGAGUGUGGACUUGUUUUUUUUUUUUUUUGGUAAUAGAACUUGUUAGUCCUUGUCUGCGGUUAUUUUCCGGUUCUUAAAUAUGAUUCUCUCUAUAUUAUUAAAUCCAUUCACACGGAUCCCACUCUUUAUGGUUAUCUCUCUCUUUUGCAAGGUCUUGUACGAUAGUUGAGUGAAUCAAUUUCUGGAUGUAAAUUCUCAUAA